AACUGACAGUUUUAAGGUUGACACUUCUCGAGCCAAUAGGGAAAUUAAAAUUAAAACUACAACAGCCAUUGGAUUAGGUAAUAUUUAGAAACCUGUUAAUACAAAUUUUUUAAAAGAUUUUUUAAAAUGAGGGCUCUCGUUUUCUAGCAGUGGGGUUGUAAAUUGGUAUACUCACUUUUAUGAGCAAUAUAGUAUUAUCCAGUAAAUUUGAAGAUGUGAAAAUUGUUCAGCCUAGCAAUUUUACUUCUAGCCGUACAGUUGUGCACAAUGAUAUAUUUGCAAACAUUCACUGCAAAAUUGUUUAUAAUAGAUUGUUUAUGACAGAAAAAUAAGACAUGAUGUCCAUCAACAAAAGAAUAAAUAAAUUAAAUGUUAGUCAUCCACGCAUUGAAAUGCCAUAUAGCAGUUAAAAACGAAUUAAAACUAGAGCUACAUCUAUCAACAUAAUAAAUCUCUCAGCAUAAAGCUAAGAGAAAAAGCCGAUUGCAGAAGUAAAAGUAUGACACAAUUUUUAUAGCUUUUGAAACAUGCAAAAAGUUGUAUGUUAUUUAUGAAUAUAUACAUGUAAUAGUGUAACUUUAUAUGAUGAUAAACACUAGAGGAUAAGGGGAGAGGUAAGAAUUUAUUACAUCUUUCUGUAUAUUUGUAAUAUUUUAUAUUAAGCAUAUAUUUUAAAGAGGAAAGGCAUGCCUAAGAAGCAUACAAGAAGGUUUUAAUACAUUGGCUAAGAGAAGAUGUAACCUAAGUCGAAAUAAAUUAAUGUGGUAAAGCAAUAACCCAAGAUACAAGGUGUCAAGGAGACAAAUCAAUUCUGGGAAAAUUUAAGAAUUUCCUUCACAUUCUGUUUCUGAGAAGAAAAUGGUAUUUUUCUUAAGUCCUGGUAAACAGGUCAACUGUUGCUAUGUUGAUCACCUUGUGAUAUUCCAGCUGGAGAAAUUUAAUUCCACUGACAUUCUCAUUCUUUGGAACUUUACAGACUUAGAGGGAGUGUUUCCUGGGGAUAUUUCUACUCUAUAGGUGCAAAGAACUUUUAGGAAUGCUUGUGGCCAUAAUUUAUCAGUGACAGUGUGUUUCUUUCCCACUGCCCAAGGCUAAUUUUGUUUUUAUUUAUCGGGCUGUUUACCAUAUUAAAUCUUAAACUGAACCACUUUUGCUUUCAAUGGAAUACACCAUCAUUUUAAAAUAUGAUUAUUUGUUCAACAAAAAUAAUAAGUUAAUAUUUUUCUAUGUACUAUGGCAAUCUGUAUGCAUAUAGGGAGAGAAAGAUUCAUUUCUGGUUAAAAAGGUCCUCCCAUGCAUAAUUAAAAUUAAAUUAAUCAUCUUUGUUCUUUUUAAGCAUAUUAUUUUGCUGAAUCAUUAAAUAUAUUCAAAUGAUAUUGUGUUGGAUUAAGGGGAUUUAAUGCCUAACCUCACUUCUUUGUCGGCCGGGGACCAGACUGCAGCUGAGAGUUUAUUGAGUAGGGGAUCAAGCAUCUCGCUAAGCACCUUCCCAGGAAAGAGGGACUAAAGAAUGGAAACUGAAAAUGAAAAGAUCUGCUUUGUUUUCCUUAAACUGCUGAUGAGCCAGACAGAUGUUUGCCUGUAAGUGAUGUGAACCUAUUUAAUCUACUAAACAAACCACACCAUAUUGAAGGCAAUGCCUCUCUUUUUUCCUUGAAACCUUCUACGUGGCACUCUGUUUACUUUUAAAGAGCCACAUGAGGAAACAAUACUGAUAAUAAUAUUGGUUGCGUCCAUCUACAUUCCUUUCUUUUGGAAGAGAUGAUCCUGGCUUCCCAGUUGGUCUUCCUCACCUGUAUCUGGAUCACACUGACGCCAGAUGUUUUUGCUGCUUCCGAAAUCAAGAAGUCCUACCAGCGGUGCUCCGCUUCAGUGAAGAGAGCCUGGGAGAGCAAACAAGAAACCAGAAUGAGAAACAAUGACAGCACCAAAGCAUGGCUCCUGAAAUACAAACAACUUCUCCAUAUAGAGGACCAUGAUUUUGCAAUGAGACCUGGAUUUGGAGGGUCUCCAGUACCAGUGGGUAUAGAUGUCCAAAUUGAAAGCCUUGACAGCAUUUCGGAGGUUAACAUGGACUUUACAAUGACUUUUUAUCUCAGACAUUACUGGAAAGAUGAGAGGCUCUCCUUUCCUAGCACAACAAACAAAAGCAUGACCUUUGAUCAUAGAUUGAUCAAAAAGAUUUGGGUGCCUGACAUAUUUUUUGUCCAUUCUAAAAGAUCAUUCAUCCAUGAUACAACUGUGGAGAACAUCAUGCUACGUGUAUACCCUGAUGGAAAUGUCCUUUUCAGUCUCAGGAUAACUGUUUCAGCCAUGUGCUUUAUGGAUUUCAGCAGGUUUCCUCUUGACACUCAAAACUGUUCCCUUGAACUGGAAAGCUAUGCCUACACCGAAGAGGAUUUAAUGCUGUACUGGAAACAUGGGAACAAGUCCUUAAAUACUGAUGAACAUAUUUCCCUGUCUCAGUUCUUUGUUGAGGAGUUCAGUGCAUCCAGCGGAUUCGCUUUCUACAGCAGCACAGGAAUCACCACAGUGCUGACCAUGUCCACCAUCAUCUCUGGCAUGAGUGCCUCCAUGCCCCAGGUGUCCUACAUCAAGGCCGUGGACGUGUACCUGUGGGUCAGCUCCCUCUUUGUGUUCCUGUCAGUCAUUGAGUAUGCAGCUGUGAACUACCUCACCACAGUGGAAGAGUGGAAACAAUUCAAGAAGACAGGGAAGAUUUCUGGAAUGUAUAAUAUUGAUACAUUUCAAGCCAUGGCCUUCGACGGUUGUUACCAUGACAGCAAGACUGAAAUGGACCAGACUUCCUUUUCUCUACACUCAGAAGAGGACGCCAUGCGAGGAAGAUCCACAGGUAGCCCCAGCACAGAUACAUCUCAGAUAAAGAGAAGACAAUCCUUAGGAGGGCAUAUUGGUACAAUCAUUCUGGAAAAUAAUCAUGUCAUUGACACCUACUCAAGGAUUUUAUUUCCCACUGUGUAUAUUGCAUUUAAUUUAUUUUACUGGGGUGUAUAUGUGUGAGGAAGAAUUCCCAAUGUAUAAUACUCAUUUUGGAAUCAGAGUAGGUUAACAACAACAACAACAACAACAAACAACUCUUGACUAUGAGUUGGACUGUACUUGAUUCAACUGGGAGUCAGCCAGUCAGUCACCUCUCUUGGCCUAUAGAAGAUUUUAAAGUUGACUGAUUUACAUCUAGGAAAGAGUUUAAGGUCCCUGGAGAAUUUGAUUCCAUACAUAAGAGUCACAGGCAUGCAUAUUACAGAAAAAUUUCUACAGGGAUGGGCUUUGUAACUACUUCGCCUAGACCCUCCUUGCUUUCUAAAUGUGUUUUUUAUUUAAGUAAGCAAUAAAGCUGGACUAUGACAAUCAUUCAAGAAGCAUUGAUUCUUAGUGCUAGCCAUGUGCCAUGCUACCUAACAGAGUUGAAUCCUUGUGAGGAAGAACAUCAACAUCAAGGUGGGAUCAUGGACACUUAUACAGCUGAGAUGUACAUGAAGAGCUUCCCCGUCCAUCUCCAAUCAAGCCUUUUAUCUUAUUUCACUAUUAAAUUUCAUAUAUUAUUGAGUCCAAGGGCAAAACAUCUAAACUUUGCUCUCAUCCUAAUGUUAAAUUAAUAUGUCAGACUUCAGUAAUAGAAUCUUGUAUUUUACAGUUGAGUCAUAGCUUUCAUAGCUUUCGGGAGGCAUUUAGUGAAUUAGUUACUGUAUUUACCAAAUAUUAUUGACCUCCUGUAUAAGCCAGUUACUUUAUCAGGUGUUAUGUAGUCAAAAAUGAAUAUAAAACGGCAUUCCUGCUAUCAGUGAGUGCACAGCCUAUCAGGAACAGUGAACUGGUAGCUUUCAUAAAUAAUAAAUAUAAUAAUUACAAUAGAUGUAAAAUAGAGGCUUGUACACUAUGCUGUCUGAGUUCUGAAAAGGGAUACCAAAACAAGGAAAAGAACAUCCAUGAAGGGAUGUGGAGUCUCAGUUCAUAAAUGACUGAAGAUGCUUCCAGACGUGGUAUUGAGUGAACAAUUGAAUGAAAUUUAUAUAUCCCAUAGUAAUCCCAUAGUAACGUUGGUUGAGCCAAGUAAAUCAGGUCAAGUGGGUAUUAAAAUAAAUGUUUGUUAAGUAGAAAAACCUCUAACGAUUAGCAUUCAUUUUGUAGACUGGUAGUGUGCAUGCUUUUGUGUUAAGUAUUUUGUGAAAAAGAUUCCAUUUAGAGAUCAGCCCUCAGUAAGAAGUAUGAAAUAUUUUCCCUUCCUGUUUUGACUUUUGGCAUUGAAUUAAGGGGAAUAAAUUAAAUGGUGU
Molecule: messenger RNA, 4292 nt
Organism: Acinonyx jubatus (cheetah)
Lineage: Eukaryota; Metazoa; Chordata; Mammalia; Carnivora; Felidae
Gene: GABRR3
Product: gamma-aminobutyric acid type A receptor subunit rho3
Exons: 8
Coding region: 1762-3021 (419 amino acids)
Biological process (GO): chemical synaptic transmission; monoatomic ion transmembrane transport; signal transduction
Cellular component (GO): synapse; membrane; GABA-A receptor complex
Molecular function (GO): GABA-A receptor activity; neurotransmitter receptor activity; extracellular ligand-gated monoatomic ion channel activity
Source: RefSeq, a predicted model, not a curated record